CACAGAAAUGGAUUUGACGCUGGACAAAAAACUGCAGGGAUUUCAGUUGGUGGCCCAGGAAAAGCUUUGCUCCAUACUAUGUUCCAUACCAGGAAAAAAGGAGUUAAUUUUGGAGCCGGAUUUGAUCAAGCCGCUGGAACAUGUUUGCACUGCCUCUUGGUUAAAGCUAAAGGGCAUUCAAAGGAUCUACAAACAUGACGCGGCGCAAUCUUUACCCCGGUCUACGGACCAGGUGCACAUUUAUAUGAUUCGAAGUGUCCUUGGGACAUUUCAGAAAUUACUUAAACAACUGCAACCCGUGGCCUUGGAGGAGAUGCCGGACGUAUCCCUGAAAAUGUAUCACAUAGUUUGUGUGCCCAGUUGCUAUUCCUACUUCCAAACUCUUUUGGAACAAGCCGGACUUUGGGGACUCGUGCAACUGCAUCACUUCAACUGGGAUUUCAUUUACUUUGACCAAGGAGUGCUAAGUUUGGAGCUACCUAAUCUCUACGAUUGCCUUUACCUUCACGGAAACACAUCUCCUUUGCCUUCUGUGGCACAAAGCCUACGGUUGCUUCAGAUGAUUUGCGGACAACCUUCUUUGAUUAUGAGCUUUGGCAACCACUCUUCCCAAUUGCUGCAAAUGUUGAAGGCUCUGGGCCAGCUCCCGAAAUCCACAAACCCUCCGGACUUCGGCGGUUGGCUGAUUAUCGACCGGGACAAGGAUUACCCCGCCAGUUUGCUAACGCCGGCAAUUUAUGCUGGUCUUCUUUUGGAGGUUUUCGAGCAGCGCUCCGGCGAGAUCUUGGUAGACAACUCAAAGAACAAGAUCAGCAGCCAGCGUGUGGAGUUAUUGCAGGGAAAAAAAUCCAAGGGAGGUCUAAGUUCAACCAGCAAACCCUGCUCCAUUCGCCUGAACUCCACCUCCGAUGAGAUUUAUGGGGAUAACCGCUACAAACGCUUUGCCCAGGUCAGCAGUUUGAUUCACGCACAAGUUAAAGCUCUGGGCUUGGAACUCCAAAAGCUAAAUGACAUGAAGCUGGAGGAGAUGCACGACUAUGUGGCCAGGAAGCUGCCGAAACUAACGGAGCUAAAGGCCAAGGUCCUACGGCAUCUGAACGCCAGCGAAAUUGUGAUCCAGAUGAUGGGUAACUUUAGGAGGCUGCAAACCCUGGAGGAGGACAUACUGAACAAUGACUCAAGAAAACGAUUGCUGGGCGAGAUUGAUGAGCUCAUGACCACCGAUGGUCAGAGAUAUAAUACCCUGCGAUUGAUGUGCCUUUUGCAUCAUUGUGCGGGCGUGGCGCCUGAGGAGCUGCAGAUCUUCGCGAGAAACUACUGCAAUCUUUUUGGCCAUCAGGAGUUGGGUGUGUUCCAACAAUUGUCGCAGGCAGGACUUUUGCCACCACUUGUGGUGGAGAAGAAGGCGCCAACUAAGCUGCUCUCGAAUUUACCCCUCCCAAAGUUCCAACAAACUGAGUUCCAGGCCAAUGCCAACCGGCUGAAACUACUUACGUCCUGCGGAGAUGGACAGGAUGGUGGUUCCUCCUCGAAAAACCAAUCGGGAGCCUUGCAAUCCUGUCCUAGUUUCGUCUUUAAUGGCACCUACAUACCUUUGGUUGCUCAGCUCUGCUCGAUUUUGUUGAAAACGAACAGUGCUGAGGAGUUAUCUUCGAAGUUAGCCAUGGUUGAAGGAAUUCAUCUGCAUCUGGACAGCGGAAAAAUGACACCAAAGGCGUAUGCGAGCCACCUGAAGGUGAACGGAAGCGGCGAUCAAGAUGUUUUCCCGUUGCGCUUGAAGAAUCUCUUUGUUUUUGUUGUGGGCGGCGCCAGUUAUGCGGAGAUCGCCGCUUGCGAUUUUGUGGCCAAGCUCACGGGCGCCCAAAUAACCGUGGCAUCAGAUUCUCUAAUGUCUGGCACCGAUUUAAUCGCCACCGCCUUCAACCACUGACAAUGAAUAAGAAUCUGUAUAUCGAAUGAUUUAUAUAUUUUUAUAUAAUAACAUCUUGUGAUCUUGACAA
Molecule: messenger RNA, 2000 nt
Organism: Drosophila ficusphila
Lineage: Eukaryota; Metazoa; Arthropoda; Insecta; Diptera; Drosophilidae
Gene: Vps33B
Product: vacuolar protein sorting-associated protein 33B
Exons: 4
Coding region: 8-1930 (640 amino acids)
Biological process (GO): vesicle-mediated transport; intracellular protein transport
Cellular component (GO): CORVET complex; lysosome
Source: RefSeq, a predicted model, not a curated record